Molecule: messenger RNA, 2460 nt
Organism: Tympanuchus pallidicinctus (lesser prairie-chicken)
Lineage: Eukaryota; Metazoa; Chordata; Aves; Galliformes; Phasianidae
Gene: GLB1
Product: galactosidase beta 1
Exons: 16
Coding region: 58-2016 (652 amino acids)
Biological process (GO): carbohydrate metabolic process
Cellular component (GO): vacuole
Molecular function (GO): beta-galactosidase activity
Source: RefSeq, a predicted model, not a curated record
GCGCCGUGCGCCGGGGCCGAACGCCGCCGAGUGCUUCGCUUCCCGCUCGCUGCCGUCAUGCUGCGGCUGCUGCUCCCGCUGGCCGGCCUGGCGGAGCUCCUCCGUGCGGCGAAUAUACCGCAGAAGACUUUUGGGAUUGAUUAUGGCUGCAACUGCUUUGUCAAGGAUGGGCGCCCUUUCCGUUACAUCUCUGGCAGCAUUCACUAUUCCCGGGUGCCCCGGUAUUACUGGAAAGACCGCCUCUUGAAGAUGAAGAUGGCUGGGCUGGAUGCAAUUCAAACGUAUGUACCAUGGAACUACCAUGAAACCCAGAUGGGCGUGUAUGAUUUUUCUGGUGACAGAGAUCUGGAGCAUUUCCUGCAGCUUGCUAGUGAAACUGGCUUGCUGGUGAUCCUAAGAGCUGGACCUUACAUCUGUGCAGAAUGGGACAUGGGUGGUCUUCCUGCAUGGCUGUUGGAGAAGGAAUCUAUUGUUCUGAGAUCUUCUGAUUCAGAUUACCUGACAGCAGUGGAGAAAUGGAUGGGGGUCCUCUUGCCAAAGAUGAAGCCUCACCUCUAUCAAAAUGGAGGUCCAAUCAUCAUGGUACAGGUGGAGAAUGAGUAUGGAAGCUACUUUGCUUGUGACUAUGACUAUCUGCGUUCCCUCCUGAAGAUCUUUCGCCAGCAUCUUGGGGAUGAGGUGGUGCUGUUCACAACUGAUGGUGCAAGCCAGUUUCAUUUGAAAUGUGGAGCUCUUCAGGGUCUUUAUGCGACAGUAGACUUUGCCCCAGGUGGAAACGUCACAGCAGCAUUCUUAGCUCAGAGGAGCAGUGAACCUACAGGCCCUUUGGUUAAUUCUGAGUUUUAUACUGGAUGGCUGGAUCACUGGGGGCACCGUCACGUUGUUGUACCCUCACAAACUAUAGCUAAAACACUUAAUGAAAUCCUGGCACGUGGUGCUAAUGUUAACCUGUACAUGUUUAUAGGUGGAACUAACUUUGCCUACUGGAAUGGUGCUAAUAUGCCUUAUAUGUCACAACCCACUAGUUAUGACUACGAUGCUCCACUAAGUGAAGCAGGGGAUCUGACUGAAAAAUAUUUUGCUUUGAGGGAGGUCAUUGGUAUGUAUAACCAGUUACCAGAAGGUCUUAUCCCUCCAACAACAUCCAAAUUUGCCUAUGGGAAGAUUCGCUUGCAGAAGGUGGGCAGUGUGGUGGAGGUUCUUGAUAGGCUGUCACCUUCUGGACCAGUGAAAAGCACUUACCCAUUAACCUUUGUUCAGCUCAAGCAGUAUUUUGGAUUUGUACUGUACAGAACGAAGCUUCCAAAAAACUGCACAGAGCCAACACAACUGAGUUCACCUUUAAAUGGAGUCCACGAUCGUGCCUAUGUCUCUGUGGAUGGGGUUCAGCAAGGAGUCCUUGAAAGAGACAAGUCACUAAUGAUAAAUAUAACUGGAAAUGCUGGAGCAAAUCUGGACAUCUUAGUAGAGAAUAUGGGCCGAGUCAACUUUGGAAGAUUCAAUAACGACUUCAAGGGUCUAGUUUCAAAUUUAACUCUCGGUCAAGAUAUUCUUGUUGAAUGGGAAAUGUAUCCCCUAAAUAUAGACGGAGCAGUGAACCAUUUCAUUCAUGGCUACCCUGGCCACCCAAAGAGAUCUGAUAGCAAUCCACAGAGUUACCAAGCACCUGCCUUCUACACUGGUACACUUUCAAUUCCUGGAGGGAUUCCAGACUUGCCUCAAGACACCUAUGUUAAAUUUCCUGGCUGGACAAAGGGGCAAAUUUGGAUCAACGGCUUUAAUCUCGGUCGCUACUGGCCAGCCCGUGGCCCUCAGUUGACCCUUUUUGUUCCAAGGAAUAUACUUGUUUCAUCAGUGCCAAACAACAUAACAGUGUUGGAGCUGGAGCAUUCUCCAUGCAGCAUCCAGCUGUGUGAGAUAGAAUUUGUAGAUAAACCUAUUAUUAAUGCAACCACACAGUACGAAAUUGAUGCACCCCCCCUGUUUGUUAGAGACACGUGGCUGAGCCAUCUAUAAUGAUUUGAGUAGUUCCUACGUUCCCCCUACUUUGCUUCCCGUUUCCUUCAAACACAGUUCCCCUUUUUGAAGUCAAUGUUAAUCAGUACAUUGUCUAGCUGAGGCAGCUUUUUAUAUUCUUCAAAUUAAGCUGGUCAGAGUUAAAUACACAAAUUCUCUUGAAAAAGGAAAGUUGUAACUUCACAGUUUGCCUUGGACUGUGAAACUGAGCUCAGCUAGAAGAUAACUGUAGCAUCAAAGUCUACUAAAAAUGUGCUCCUGUAGGCUGUUUGCAUUACAGAAACCCUUUUAUGAUUUUCUUUUUACUGUCUUUUGCAACUGGAGAGAAGCCUACAGAAGGGCUGUUACAAUCAUACAAGCCUGCUGCUUGCUCAUGUGGCCUGGCAAGUCAGUGCUGCCAAUGGACUGGAUACUUGCAACUCUUUUUUUUUUUUCUUUUUUUUU